UGUGGGCUGCUGUCAAGUCCCUCGCAGCCCUCCCUUCCCCUGCAGAGCAGGGCGGGUCUUCGACAGGAGGAGCCGCUCUCUUCGCCUGAUCUAGAUAGAGGAGGAGGAGGUAAAAGCCACGAAGUAACCUCCGAAGGAGCGCUCUUCCCUAGAUAGCAUUGCAUACAAAGCCAUGGAAAUGCAACCAAAUAAGCCUACACCUGAACCUCCUGAAAAUCCAGGGCCAGGCUAUCCACCUCCACCAGGAUAUUCACCUUCCCCGGGAUAUCCACCUGCGCCAGGAUAUCCACCUGCUCCAGGAUAUCAACAAGUUCAAACUACAUCUGGAUUUCCCAUGUAUGCCCCUGCAUCAGCUUUCCCAGGACAAGUGACUUCAGCCCAACUAGUUGAAGGUCAGCCUAAUGCGCCUGGCAGUGUAGUUUGGAUGCCAGCACCACCUGUGCCUCCCAAAUGUCCUCCUGGAUUAGAAUAUUUAAGCCAGAUUGAUCAGAUAUUAAUUCAACAGCAGAUUGAACUGAUGGAAAUGAUAACAGGCUUUGAAACUUGCAACAGAUAUGACAUCAAGAACACUUUGGGGCAAUGGGUGUAUUUUGCAGCUGAAGAAAAUGAUGACUUUACUGUAAACUGUUAUGGCCCAUCACGGCCAUUCACCAUCAAGCUCUUUGACAGUGCGGGCCAAGCAGUCGUAGAAGUGACAAGAAAUUUUCAGUGUACCUGUUGUUGCUGUCCUUGCAUUUGCUGUUUGCAAGAGCUUGAGGUUCAAGCCCCACCAGGCACAGUCAUUGGCUAUGUGAAACAGAAGUGGCACCCUUGUCUGCCUAAAUUUAUUAUCCAGAAUGAGGCCCGAGAGGAUAUGCUUAAAAUUGUUGCACCUUGUGUGCCAUGCCGCUGUUGUGAGGAUAUUCAUUUUGAGGUGAAGGCACUAGAUGGGAAAUCUGCAGUUGGACGAAUUUCAAGACAAUGGACUGGCUAUGUGAGGGAGGCUUCUACGGACGCUAGCAACUUUGCAAUCCAGUUCCCAGUGGAUCUUGAUAUUAAAAUGAAAGCAAUGAUAAUUGGGUCCUGUUUCCUGUUUGAUUUCAUGUUUUUUGAACGUGCAGGAAAUAGUAAUGCAGCAAACAAGAGGAGAAAAGGUAGGCUGCACGCCGGAGCAGGACACAGGAUGCACGCCGGAGCAGGACACAGGAUGCACAGAAGACACAGACAUUAAUUGCCCCUCCCUUUUUGCAUUAUGUAUACUUCAGAGAAGUCCUGCUACCUUUGUGGACAUUACAUUAAAGCAGCUAUAAAUUCAGCUUGCAUGAGAAAUUUUAGUUUUAUCACUUACUUAUUUCUAAAACAAGAAGGAGUAGCUGCAGUCUUCAUGACAUUUAUACCAGGAUAUUCCCCGUAAAUAACUAAAAAAUUGCAAUAUAUACUGAAUGCUUUAAUUGUUCACAGUAGUAUGUGUAUAUAUUAGGGACUUGCAUCUAGAAAAAAUUCAUUAUAGUUUCAUAUCUGGGGCCACUGAGUGAAAUGUUUAACGUGAUUGGGUAGCUUUUUGUUGAAGUGUUAACAGGUCAGGGUUGAAAUUCAUCAAGGUUUUCCCCCCCAUUCUCAUGAUUUUUGUGGCCAUUCUUUUCAAUGGGAAAGGGGAGGGAGGCCGACUGGAGGAUCUGGGUGAGCCGUUUUUUCAGCAAACAGCCCCCAAAUCACACAGAGCACAUUCCUCCCUCUAAGGAUUUUCUAAGUUUCAAAGGGGGGGGGGUGAUUUUACAGACCCCCCCAAAUAGAUCUCUCUCUGAGCAGCCAAGUUCUCUACUAAUUCCCAAAAUGGCUGUCAAGCUGCAGUCAGCCAGUCAGCAGAAGACUUGUGAUUUUCAUUACGCACAUGCCUAUUAUAUAUCUAUAUAUACAAUUUUGUAUGUGUACUUAUUACAGCUUAGAUUUCAUUAGUAGUUUAAAAUUAUUAUUUAGCAUGGCUCAGCUAAAGAAGACUAGCAGCUAGCAGCAGUAGAAGGAAAGCCUCCACCCAGCCUCCAUUUUUUAACCCUGCAGCUACCAUUGAAAACAUGAGCAAACUCAUUUACCAUCAUUUUUCAUAUAAUGAUUCUUACGUUUGUUGAGAAUUUGUACUGAAUUAUUGCAACUGCUUUGUUCAGCAGUAAAUGUGUUAACUGUGCUGAGCGGGCCAAAGGGAAAGCAGAAUGUAAAUCUAGCCUGCGCAUUAUGUAUGUUAGAACAAAUGGCAAUAAUACUAUUUUUGUGGUUAGUUGAAGAAACUAGCAUUUUCCUCUGGAAUGUAUUCCCAGACAGUAAGGAUAUCUGUUUCUAAUAAGUAUCUAAGUUUCUAAUAAGUCUCUGUGCACAGAUUGCAUUUUUGGAUCCAGUUUCAAGCAUUCGAGGUGUGCUUGAUGGUUAAUACAAAUAUACAUGAUUAUUUUCUCUAACAGUGUUUAUACUGGUUAUAAACUGGUUUAUACUGGUUAUUAUUAUUAACUAGUAACAAAGUCUGUUGUGGGAAAAAAUACAAUGGGCUCUAAAAAGGGACGGGAAGCCAGGCAGCCGUUACCCACUCCUUCGUGACUGAUUGCAGCCAGGUGAAGGUGGGGGGCAGACAUUGCAACCUGCUCCACUCCUGAUCCCAGCCAGGGGACGAGGGGGCGGGCAUUGCCACCUGCUCCGCUACUUAUCCCAUCUGGAUUAAGGGGGACAGGCAUUGCCUCCUGCUCCAUGCCUGAUUCUGGCCAGGUGAAGGGGGGCAGGGACUGCUGCCAGCUGGGUGAAGUCGGGGGACAGGCAUUGCUACCUGCUCCGCUCCUGAUCCCAGCUGGGUGAAGGCAUUGCCACCUGCUCUGUGCCUGAUCUCGGCCUGGGCUUCCCGCUGUGGCACACUCUUGGAGGGACGGGCUGCCUUUUCUGGGCUUCCCUCCACAGCAGCGCCCUCUGAAGGCACACCAGGGUAGGAAGUGAGUUGUCUGGAACAUGGUUAGCCUUUUAUAUAGUAGGAUAUCAGCACUAAAAAUACCCCUGAGUAUUAGGCAAAAGUCUAAAUUUGAAAGGGGGAGGAGUGUGACAGACAGGUUCAAGUUCUGCCUUCCUGGAGCCUCAGUCAAUCACUUUCAAAUGGUGAAUUGGAAAGUUGUGGGGGAGGAGUUUGGCAGUUUAACUACUAGCCAACUGACAGAGGGUGAUUGGAAGGUCUGCAGGUUAAGGACUUCAGGUAUUUUGAAAAUAAAGUGAGGUUCGGGUGCUGUUCCUGUCAAAGACAGUUAAAAGCAUGUCUGUUCCAUAUUCUAUUCUAUUCUAUUCUAUUCUAUUCUAUUCUAUUCUAUUCUAUUCUAAACAAGCAAAGUAAAUGUGGAGUGGCAUCCCUGAUUCCAGGCAUUGCCCUCAUUGGGGAUUAAGUGAUCCCAAAAGCUGGAUUAUAAACAUAAAAUUAUAUAAAAUACCAGAAGUUUGUAGGGUGUGAAAUUCUAGGAAUGGAAACAGGAUGUUGUCAUGUGUGGGUGGGACCUGGGUCAAAACGUGUAUCCCUGUAAGUAUGUAAGCCGACUCUUCAACAGCACCUUGGAAAGCAUCUUGAAUUUAUGGAAGCAACUUGCCUGCUAAAUGAGCUGCUACCAGUCGUAGUAAAUACUGACCUUGAUUUUUCAGUGGUCUGACUCUGUAUAAGCAGCUUCAUGUUUUCAGGCAUGAUGGAGAUAUUUAUACUUGAUAGUCCCGAGUAUAUGUUGGACUACUUUUGAACCAGGUAGCUCCAUUUUUACAGGAAAGCAACUUGUAUGUAUGUCUCCCAGAAACAUGUUUAAAUAUUUAAAGGUUCCAUCCAUAUUUGUGGCAAUUUUUCAUGAAUUCUUCUAAUCCGUUUUCCAAAGCCAAUCAUACCAUAGCAUACUAUAUAAAAAUAUAGCAUUGAACAUGAUCUGUAAAGUAUAGUAAUACCUCCUUUAACACUGUGGUUAUGUUCCUAGAAAUAAAGAGUGCCAAGUGCUACAGCUUUAUAAGAUAUUGCUAACACUGGUUCUAAUGGGGAUGGCAUUCAUAGAAGCAGCCUUAAGCAUGGAACAAGCAGGGCAGCUGCUUUGGGUCCCGUCCUGGAGGGGUCCACCUCCCACAGACCACCACUCCCUGCAGCCUCCAUAGUUGCUCACUGCCACACCAUGCCAACAGGUUAAUAUAUAUUAUAUCAAACUAACAUAGGUACUCUUUCUGGACUAACUGAAGUAUAUGAUUUCAAAUAUAUUACGGUUCCUUUUUGGUAUUUUUUAAAUGUAGUAAAUGGAACAACCCAAGAACAAAAAGUUAAUUGAAUAUGGGUUCAAUUACAUACACAGCAAGUAUAAACAAUCUGAAAUAAAACUACUUGUAUUGUUGGGAUGCUUUUCCUUAUAUAUCAAUAAAAUUGUUACUUAUCAUA
Molecule: messenger RNA, 4399 nt
Organism: Eublepharis macularius
Lineage: Eukaryota; Metazoa; Chordata; Lepidosauria; Squamata; Eublepharidae
Product: phospholipid scramblase 2-like
Exons: 9
Coding region: 173-1210 (345 amino acids)
Biological process (GO): plasma membrane phospholipid scrambling
Cellular component (GO): plasma membrane
Molecular function (GO): phospholipid scramblase activity
Source: RefSeq, a predicted model, not a curated record